Molecule: messenger RNA, 438 nt
Organism: Phanerochaete carnosa HHB-10118-sp
Lineage: Eukaryota; Fungi; Basidiomycota; Agaricomycetes; Polyporales; Phanerochaetaceae
Exons: 3
Coding region: 1-438 (145 amino acids)
Source: RefSeq, a predicted model, not a curated record
AUGUCCACACAGACGAUUUCCAACAGUCGACAGCUUCCAAACUCGACAACCGAGGCAAAUAGCGGAACGCUCUCUCACCUGACUAGACAGCUGAGCCAGAGCGCGAAGGGGUUUUUCUCGAAGAAGGACGAAGUGACGCCAAUAACACCGUCCCAAUCUUCUACUCCUGGCACACCUGCCGUGGGGGACGUUACCGGGAACCCUACUUCAUUACAACGCUUCCUGAGUCUGGGGAAGACUAGGAAGGAUGGAGGCAUCGAGUUCCCUCCCGCUAGCUGGGACACUGCCCAGCAGGAGAAGCCUUCGGAGGCCGAUCGGAGGUCCUCCAUAGUGCUCCCAGACGAGCCUGCUUCGGUUGAACAUCUCGUGGACCCUGCUGUCACCGACUCUGCUAAUACAAGCUCUGUUGUCCAGUUCUCCAGCUCUUCCAACAAGUGA